Photinus pyralis (common eastern firefly) is the source of this 2072-nucleotide messenger RNA. It is a transcript of the gene ogre, whose product is annotated as innexin inx1. Gene Ontology annotation, cellular component: plasma membrane; gap junction. Lineage: Eukaryota; Metazoa; Arthropoda; Insecta; Coleoptera; Lampyridae. The transcript is spliced from 4 exons. The record is from RefSeq and is a predicted model, not a curated record. Gene Ontology annotation, molecular function: gap junction channel activity. The coding region runs from base 597 to 1676 and encodes 359 amino acids.
UGAUCAAUCGAUCGAACUUUUGUAAUUCUGUCAGCAUAAUGCAACCACAGUAUCAUAGGUAUAGAGUUACUAAGGUAACCUACAUUUAUGCAAUAAUAAAUCCAAGUACGCAAAUGCGCGCGUAAUUAAAAUUGGUGCGUUUAGCGCAAGCUGUCAAGUGAGCUUUCGGGUAGCGCGCGGUUUUUUCUUGUGUUUGGGUUUAAUGCAUCUUUGAUAACAUUAGAUGAAAGCAAUCGCACAAAUAAGGCUUGCGUGCGGUUUACAACUUUCCAAAACUUUAUUCGUCAACGCUCUUGUAGUGGGGAAUGGUGAAAUCGAGGGGGCAGCACUCAGUAGCAAGCAACAGUGCGAUCCGAUCGACUUGUAUAUUUUUAAUGUUAAUCUACUAAAAAAUUUUACUAACAUUCAUUCAAUCGUUGUUAAGGGGUUGAUGCAAUGAUCGUUGCGAUUUCGACGAAUGUCGCGAUGGGCUCGAGUGGUAAUGGUAGCUUUGCGCACAUGUGACAAAUGUGUGCGAUAUCGAUUCGGAUUUGAAUUGAAAACGCGCGGGUAAAAGUGAUCAGUUCUCAUUCAGAAUCAGUACGAAUUAAGCCAAAAUGUUUAAGUUGCUAGGAGGACUAAAAGACUAUUUGAAGUGGCAAGAUAUAGUGACAGAUUGUGCAAUUUUUAGACUGCAUAAUGUGUUUACAACUGUACUUCUACUGGCUUGCAGCCUUAUCAUUACCGCCACCCAGUUUGUUGGAAACCCUAUACAAUGCAUUGUCAGUGGAUUACCUACGCACGUUGUCAACACUUUUUGCUGGAUCUCUUCGACCUUCACUAUGCCUGACGCUUUCAAAAGACAGGUUGGAAGAGAAGUUGCCCAUCCCGGCGUAGCAAACGACUUCGACGAAGACGAUGCUCCCAAAUAUUACACGUAUUACCAAUGGGUCUGUUUCGUGCUCUUCUUUCAGGCAAUUGCGUGUUAUACACCAAAAUUUCUGUGGGAAGCGUUCGAAGGUGGGCUUAUGAGAACACUCGUUAUGGGUUUACAUAUUGGAAUAUGUAAGGAAAGUGAGAGGAAUGCAAAGAAGAAAGCACUACUUGAAUAUCUAAUGCAGCACGUUAAGAGACACAAUCUCUACGCGAUUCGCUACUGGAUUUGCGAAUUCCUAUGUUUACUCAACGUACUUCUGCAGUUAUACUUCAUGAACCUCUUCUUUGAUGGCGAAUUUUUCUCCUACGGUUUAAGAGUAAUGAAUUUUUCCGAAACUGCGCAAGAGGAAAGAGUCGAUCCUAUGGUGUUCAUUUUUCCACGAGUAACGAAAUGUAUCUUUCAUAAAUAUGGUGCGUCUGGUAGCAUACAAAAGCACGACAGCCUUUGCAUCUUACCACUUAAUAUAGUAAACGAGAAAACCUACAUCUUUAUAUGGUUUUGGUUUGUGAUUUUAGCAACACUUUUAAGUGUAUUGAUACUUUAUCGAGUUUGUAUUAUUGCAUUCCCAAAGUGCAGACCAAGAAUAUUGCAUUCCAAAAAUAGGGGGGUCCCAUUGGAGAUAUGUGAGGCACUUACCCGAAAAGUCGAUUUAGGAGACUGGUGGAUCCUUUUAAUGUUAGGUACAAAUUUGGAUCCUAUAAUUUAUCGUGAAGUUAUAUCAGAAUUAGCGAAGAAUAUUGAAAGUAACAUAAGGAAUUGAUAAUGAGCUCAAUUUAUAGUAAGACUUUAGCGUUUAGACUUAUUUAACGAAUUUCGUUUAAUUGUCCAUAUUUAUUGUACAUUUUAAAUCGUGUAAUUGAUUAUAAUUUAUGAAUAAAGCAUAUUUUAUAUUAAUUUAAUUUGUGCGUGAUAUCACUUUAGUUAUUUGUCGAAUUUUAAAAGACUUUGUAAUACUCAUUUAUUAGUGAUACAGAUUGUAUGGGUAUUCGUAAGCACUUUCCUCAGAAUGGCGUCUUUAACAUUAUUGUAGCAUUUGGAGUUGUAGGAUUUAUCAGUUUUAAAUUUACUGUGAUGUGCCUGAUAAAUUAAGAAAUAAAUGUAACUUUUGAGUUAAGAGCUGUUUAAACAGACUGCGAUUAAAAUUUUAUUUGGUAUA